Molecule: messenger RNA, 7478 nt
Organism: Pteropus alecto (black flying fox)
Lineage: Eukaryota; Metazoa; Chordata; Mammalia; Chiroptera; Pteropodidae
Gene: AMER2
Product: APC membrane recruitment protein 2
Exons: 2
Coding region: 1-1389 (462 amino acids)
Biological process (GO): regulation of canonical Wnt signaling pathway
Cellular component (GO): plasma membrane
Molecular function (GO): beta-catenin binding; phosphatidylinositol-4,5-bisphosphate binding
Source: RefSeq, a predicted model, not a curated record
AUGGUCUUUUAUGUGGGCUCCGGCGGCGGCGGCUCCGGCGGCGGCGGCAGAGCGGCUCAGGCGCCCCGACCCGCGUGCGCGCCGGGGGACCCCAGCCGGGACGCGCCGCCGCCGGACCCUGCAGGUGAGCCCGGAGGGGGAGAGCCGGGGCCGGCCUCCGUCCAUGGCGCCGAAGUGGCCCCCUGCCGAGAGGCCGAGAGCCCCGGGGUCCCUAACGCCACCAGCGCCCAGGGAGAGGACGCCUCGGGGCAUCGGCGCGCCGACGAGCCCCGGGCACCCCCCGAGCUGGGCGCUGGGCAGGUCCGGACGGCCGAGGAUGCUUCCAGGACAGGUGACGUUCAGAUAAAGACUGUCCCCCUUGUCGACUCCGAGUGUGGCAGCGGCCGCGCCUCCGCCGUCCCUGACCUUGCCUCUGUCGAUCCACCCUCAGACCCGUCGGCCGAUCGUAUUUGUUUGAUGUUUUCUGACGUGACUUCACUGAAAAGCUUUGACUCUCUUACAGGCUGUGGAGAUAUUAUUGCAGACCAAGAGGACGAGGCAGGUCCCAGCUGUGACAAGCAUGCCCCCGGGCCAGGCAAGCCAGUUCUCUCUAAAAAGAACCCCAGCGUGGUGGCCUACCAAGGAGGCGGGGAGGAGAUGGCGAGCCCGGAUGAGGUGGACGACACCUAUCUCCAGGAAUUCUGGGACAUGCUCUCCCAGACCGAGGACCAAGGACAAGGGCCCCAAGAGGGAGCGGCUAAGGCGGCGGCGGCGGCGGCGGCGGCGGCGGCACUGGACGCCAAGGUGGUGCCCGAGGCCGCCAAAGACGCCAGGUGUGCAGAAGCGGCCAAGGACGCGUCCUUGGUCAAGCGCAGGAGGCUCAACCGGAUUCCCAUCGAGCUCCAACCCAAGGAGGAGCCUAAGCGCCCGGAGAAGGAGCCGCAGGAAGGCGUCCCCAACAGUGACGAGGGCUACUGGGAUUCCACCACGCCGGGCCCGGAGGAAGACGGCCCGAGCCGCGGCAAGAAGGCGGGCAUCCCCCGGGACAGCGACAGCGGAGACGCGCUCUACGAUCUCUACGCGGAUGCAGACGGAAGCCCCGCGGCCCUCCCCGCCAACGAGGAGACGUCCUGCGUGUCCCGGUUAAAGCCCGUGUCUCCCGUCACCAUCACCUGUCCCCUGCGGACACCGGGCAGUUUGCCGAAGGACUCUAAGAUCCCCAUCAGCGUCAAGCACCUCGCGAACCUUCCAUCCAGCCAUCCUGUGGUGCACCCGCAACCGGCCAGGAGUGAGGUGCCCAGAACCAAAAUCCCGGUGUCCAAAGUGCUGGUCCGCAGGGCCAGCACCCGGGGCUUGGCUGGGGCCACCAUCCGGGCCGCGGCGUGCCACGACAGCGCCAAAAAGGUGUGAGGUCUCCGGCCGACCACACGUCAAGGAAUACAACUUGCCCUGGAAACCACUAAAACAAGUUCUGCUUCCCCUAAAGAAAGGCUUUUUAGGACUGCCCCUGCUCCAGAGCCUAGACUGACCUGGGGAGGUCUUCGUGGCCAGCUGGGGCAGGGGACACUGGAGAGGGGAUGCCACACAUGGGGUUCUCCUCCCCACGUAAGUCUCCGAUGGUUAUUUUCAAGCACUUUUUUUUUUCUUUUUUAUCUUUAAAAAAAUUUUUUUUUCCUUUCUUUUUUCUUUAAUGCACCGAACGCUGGGAAGUCACCUUUACUUGCCUUUGCAGAAAACAGGAUUUAACCAAACCCAAGUAAGCAUCACAUCAUAUGUGGCUGUGCCAGGGUCCAGAGGGCCUGGAGGAACCUUUGCCAGAACCAGAGGAAUCCUCCUCUUCCAUGAUACUUUCUUUCCUUCCUUCCUUUUUUCUUUUUUCCCCUUCCAGGAGGAAAAAAAAAAAAAAAAAAAAAGACCCUUUGCUGUAUCACUGUGUGGAAAACACCUACCGCCAAGCUGAAGGAGCCAGGUAUUACCUGAUGGAUAGAGGGCAUCAUUGAUUGGCUGAAAAUUUGCCUUCUUUCAGUUGCUAGGUAUGCAAAUAGGUAAAUAUCUACCACUGGGACAAGAAAGGAGAGUUUUAGUUCUGUUGGUUUAGAUCAUUUGGGGAGAAAUAAAACGCUCAGCAGAGCAGGGUUUUUUUUUGUUUUUUUGUUUUGUUUUGUUUUGUUUUCCCACCCUGAGCAGAAAUCAAGAUUGGGGAAAGAUUUCACUAAAUGCCCAUAGACCCAGUAUUUUAGCAUUUAUAAGCAGUCACCUUUUCAUGUGUAGAUAAUGCAUAUUUUACAGUUUAUGCUGCUGUUAAUGUUUUAUAAUCUGUCUGUAACCUGGAGUUUAAAAUCUGGUUUUAUAGCUAGAUACAGAAACUGUCCCCAAACCACUGAUGUUCUUUUUUGUGCUAUAACUUGAAGCAAUUCUGUUUUGUGUUCUCUGGGUUCUCUUUGCCAGAACCAGAUGCAGGAAAAAAAAAAAUCUAUUGUGCUGAUGUUUCAGAGCAAUGGUUCUGCCUUGUCUUGGGUUAAGAGUCUAUUUGUUUCUCACCCCCAACCUUGGUUUUCAGAGAUUUCAAAUUCAUUCUAACAGUUUGUGAAUUCUACCAUCCCUCAAGGUGAGGAGUCCAAAAUGAGGAACACAUAACAAAGAACAAUAGAAAAAUAUUGUUUCUCAUGACAUUUGACUUCUGCUUUAUAGACCUAUGGCUGAGAUAGGUAUGAUGUUCAGAACAUGACACUGGCAAGCUUAUGCAAACACUAUAUGCCAAUAUUUUUUUCUGAAAAGUGGCUGACUUUGUAUUCAAAUUCUCUAUUAUUUGUGGUGAAGCAUUUAUUUCAGAAAGGAUUCCCAUGCGCCUGGAUAGCUUGAACGAUUAACCGAAGCAUUCCUAGAAUGCUGUUAGUGUCUAAUGAUUCUGUAAUAUCGUCUGAAAUGCACUUACUUCAGUGUAUUUAAUCAAAAGACCAGCGCUCAUAAGCUAGGAUGUGAUUCAUAGUAUCAUGAUUAUUAGAUAUAUUCAAGGGAAAUACACAUGUGUAAAUGACAUAAACACUUCUUUAUAACUCUUGUUUUCCAGAGAGGUUGCCUAAGCAAUGAACUGAUAUUACACUUUUUUUGUUUUCUUAUUUUUUUUUUAUAAAGGAAAGAAUAAGCAUAUGAAAGUUAAGUAUAGAAAAACCUAUUUUCAUAAUAUGAGAGAAGUGACAAAUAGACAUCCGAGGAAAACAGAUUUGAGCCAGUGGCACAAAGCAGGUGGUUCCCCAUUUUAAAUUUGCAGUGAUUCAAUUAAAAGAGGUGGUAGAGAUUUGCCGAAUUUCUUUAUUAGUCAGAUUACUGGUUUUUAUUGCAUUAUGUCAGACCCUAAUGUUAUUUCAAAGUAAUGUUUUAAUAUUUAAUUUCCUUAUGUCUAUAAAUGAGGUCCUUUACUCAGACAUGGCCUUAAGCACUCUGAAUACACCACUAGGAAUUCAUAAAGCGACUCACACUCACACGUGCUCAUGCACUCAGCUGUGCACAAACUAACAGACAAAGGCAUCUCCUAUAAACUUGGAAGUAUUUUAGAAAUUAUUUGUGUCUUGAGAAAGGGAUUUAAAUUGGAUUUAACACUGAUAGUGCUAUUUAGACUCAAAAUGCAUUCAUUUUCCCUUGGUAAAGAACAUAAAUUUCAUUCCCAACUGUAAAACAAAGCAUCUUUAUUUUCUUCUUGCGCAUUUUCUUGCAAAGGUUAUAUUCUCCUCUGCCUGUAUCCAUGACAAAGUUGUUUGUUCAUUUGUUCCAUUAUCCAGGAAAGUUAAGAUAGCCGAAAUACUGAUGAGACUCUUGCAAUAGUAAAAGCAAUCUAUCUACUUAUUUUGUAAGCCCUGGAACAAACUUUGCUUUCACAGACUUGAGGCUUAUUUCUGCAUCGACACCACUGUGCUGUGUCUUUAUAGAAGUAAGGAAAAUGUCGGCAAAGUUUGCCUUAAUUUCCUCUUGCCUGUCAAUUAACCAGUUAUACAACCUUAGACUAGGGAUCCUGGUUGUUUUUCUGUCGGGAGCUACUUUUGCCCUUUCAUGUUCAUGCAGAGUGUAGUUUAGAAUUUUGAUAGAUUUCCAUUUCAAUUAUUAUUAACCCAUUACCUAAUUCGGCUAUAUUUCCUGUUUUUUUUUUUUUUUUUUUUUUAAGGACAGGGUUGGAUAUGAGGUGAUGACACUUUUCCUGUGUCAUGUAUGAUUCUGGGAUACUUGGUUGAUUAAGCCGCUUUAGUCAAUGAGCUGGCCAAAUUGGGGAAAAAAAAAGUCAAAUCAAUUGUGUGCCCUGAAUAUAUCAGUCAGUUUAAUAGCUCUGCACAAAGACGGCCUGAUUUUAAUGUCAACGUGACACAGACAGUGUAACUCUGCUCGGUGCUGAUGGUGGUUAUGCUUUCUUUCUUCCCUUAGUGCCAAAAGGGAGAAAUUUUACUACAGCUUCUGAAUAAUCGCUAGAGGAAAUAGGUUUUUAUUAUUUCACCUAAUAACAACAAUAGACCAUAGAACGUUAAGGAUUUCCGUUAGAAACAUUUCCCAGGAAUUAUCUGCCUACUUAAGUACAAAGCAUUUAACAUCUUUGAAGGUGAUGACUUACUGAGUUUAAAGGGUUUAUUCAUUAAUCUCAGAAGUAGUUUUCAAGUAUUUGCAUGUAAAGGAAUAGUCAAAUAGCCCUUUGCUUACACAGCUAUAGAGGUAAAAAGGCUCUAUUAGGUAUCAAGAGUUCUUUGAACUUUCUAAGAGUUUUUUGUUAUUGACGACUUCGAUUAAUUUUCAGAGACUCUUUAAUUUUGUAUGGAGACUUGAGUAAUGGAGUUUAACGUGCUCUCCCUUAGUUUCCUUCGUGUUUGCUCAGUGCCCUCAGAGGCCUGUAAUGCGACCCUUCUCACGAUGUAGCAUGUUCUGACAUUCGCCUGGCGGACCUCAUUUCCUGUUUGUUGUAGUCAUUCUAGAUUUCUCUCCUGAAUGACGGCUGUCUGGACUUGGGCCCCCUGCGCUUGGCUGCAACUGAGACAGGUUCUAGUACAUUCACAUAUACUCCGCUUCCCUUAUCGCUGUUAUGAAAUUAAUUCAGGAGCUUUAUGCUCUUAAACAUAAGGAAGAAAAGGGAUCAUGGUCACCUCUUAUCACUACUGAGAAUGGCCGAUUAAAAGUUCCCGGAUGAGAUGAGAGGGAAAACGCAGAUACCUCAGCCUAGCCCGCCUUCUCUUCCCCUUCUCCAGGCAGACCAAGGCACGGACAACACGGUUCUCACUUAGAAAUUUUCAAUUCAUUAUGCGAAAAUAUUUAUAAAACAGUUUGAGACCAAAAGGCUAGUAUGGCAGACUAGUGUCUUAAUGUAGUCUGUGUGGGAAAGCAGGAGGCAAGCAUUUCCUUCAUAGUGGAAAGAACGGUAAUAGUGUCCAGUGACAUGCCAGUGUGGUCUCCCUCGAGGGUAGUGAUUGAGCCUGCCACCCUGUCCCGCUCCGAAGACUUUCUGAUGGCUUCGUGGAUGGCUUUGCAAAGCCUUUUCACUGUGAGAAUAGUUUAAAGGCGACAACUUGUUGCAACAAUAGCCAUUUAUGAGGAAUAUUAUUAUCUCAUUGCACAUAUGUUUUUAAAGAGUGAUUCACAAUGAUAGUUUCACGAUUAUGGAAAGGAGUUCCUUCUCAAACUGAAAAACGAAAGAUUAAAAUAGUCCUCAAAUCUCCAGAACUGAAACUGGGCCCAUUUUAUGACUGAUAUUUACUUUAAUCCAAUGCGGCACAUAUUCAUGGGGCAUCUAAUACUUCAUAAAAACCCGUUCAGUAUGGACUUCGUACAUAGCUAUCCUGUAAUUGGAUUUAAUAUUCAUUAAAAGCAACUUUAUUUUACUUUACCUACCUGUUUUUGUAUUUGUUGCCUAUAGUUUGUGGGGUGGAGCAGAAUGGGGUGAGGCUGAAUGAGGGCAAUAUGGAUUAAGCUACACAAUUUCCUCUGAAAAUAGUAAUUAUAACAAUGACUAACGUUCGUUAAUGAGUUGAGUACUUACUAAGUGCUGGUGACUGCUAGGAGCUUCACAAAGAUUUACUCGGGCUUCUUAAGAGCCAUCUAGGUUAGGUAAUAUUGUCUCCUUAAUAUCACAUCUUUAAUUCGUCUUUUUUGUUUGUUUCUAUCCCAUUCCACCCCACCCCAUCCCUGCCAUUUCUUCUAAUCUCUGGGACGGGGAUCUAAACUCUUCAAUGACUUAUGAUAAUUCAAGAGCUAAGAACUGUUUAAUGUUAUUACCAGCUCCCUUUCAAUAGGAAAAAAGCUAACUCAGGUCAUGAAGCCGGAAGUUGGUUUUGUGUCUGAGAUGAGGGCGCUCACGUCACGGACAGAGAAACCUGUCCCCGUUGUGCGGUUAGUAGGCAGAAACCUGCCUUCCUGUGGAGGUGUCUCCUCCCUCUGGGGCACACCAUCAGAAGUAUGGACAGAAACCUCUUCUGUUGUCAUGGUGACACUUCUUCCUUGAUAAGAUGUCAGUCAUUCCAAGCACGUAUCACUUGUUUUCCACCGUAAGCCCGGGGUACGUUUGUUCUGCGUGUUCUGUGUAAUUUGUUUGGAUAAGAACUAGUUGAGUGAUCCUUUGCUUUGAAACAAUUCCCAACAUUAGAGAUACGCUCCUGGCUCUUUCAGAAGUACAGUGUCCUACCUUCUGUCUACAGCCAUUGAACCCCAGCCUAUAUUUUCUGAUUCAUUAAUUCAUGCAACUAACUGUUAUGGAACACCUAUAAGUAUGUCAUCAUGAAUUUGAGUAUUUUAUAUUAAAUUAAAAUGAACACAAAAUGGGUGUUUGCUCCGUGCCGAGAUGGUGCUCUGUGCUUUCUUUUCCACUGUCCUCUCCAGCAAGGUGGCUCUUGGCUCCAUUCUACAGAGGAAGAAAAUGAUGCUCGCAAAGGUGAAAUAUCUUGUCCAAAGUCACCCAUUUAAUAAGUAAUGGACAGAAUUCGAACCAGAAAUCUAACUCCACAACUCAUGCUUUAAUUUAUAAAUCUUUUAUUUUAGCCAUAAGACUCAAUUUUUCUAUAACUUGUUUUAAGUUAGAAACUGAUUAAAGUUCUGAACCACAAGAGCCAAACCAGAUUUUUAUGAUUGUGAAAACUGUUAAAAUGACGACUAUUUUAAUUAAAAGUGAACUUUUAAAAAAAAAAAAAUUACUUGGUGGUUUUAUACCUGCGGGUCUAACAGGGAGAUCUCAGAGUCCAGCAGGUUUAUUUCUCACCUGGGCCAGUCAACAUUUUGGACUGUAUUCACCAGUUAGAGUUCCAUACUAGCAGAUCCAUGUACAGAUCUUAUAAUCUGACGCCUGCCUCGUCAAUCAUAAAAUCAAAAGCAAUUUCAAUAGUGAAUCCAGCAGGUUGCGACUUGAGUUUUCUUCCACUCUCAUUCCGUUCUCAGUAUUUGCCAUUCUCAGUAUUUGGGGAAAUUUGGUUUGAAAUGGCAUCACAGUGACAAUUAGUGAGGUUAUUUUACUGAUAUAUGGGCUAGCUACGCUUGGU